CGCGACAGGCGGCUGUGCGAUUUUAUUUAGUUUCGGUCUAGCACGCGCUACGCGUGGUUGUUACAGAGGCGCGCCCUCUAUUUGACAUUAGACUGAAACUCGUACAAAUAAUUCGAUGUAUCAGUGCAUUUACUUAGAGAGUAUCCAAAAUUUAUGAGAUAAAAUGUGUGCCCUAAAGUGUAUUUUUGUUGCUUUCGCCCUUUACAUAAACCUCGUUAGCUCCUGGGACAUUGCAAUCACGACAGGGGACCAAUUAGAAUUUUACACAAACAAAACAAAGACGAAAAAUGAAGGCGAACGUUUCAGAGAUCUCACAGCCUUGGCGUAUGAUGCCGUCCACAAUAUGUUGCUAUUCGUCGAUAAACAAAACGAUAAUGCGUCUAUAUUUAGCUUCAACUUAGCAACGAAGAAAUACCAACCACUGGUCGGGAGACGAUCUUAUGAAAACAUUCAAGGAAUAGCCUUUGAUCCUAUUACUGGAAAACUUUUCUGGACGGACACAAAUGAAAGAAGUAUAUACUGGACUUCUUUAUGGCCAAGAUCAAAGAAAGAUAUCUAUGGAAAGGUCCUUAUCAAAAUGGAUUAUGAAAUACCGAGAGAUAUUGCCGUCGAUAGUUGUAGAGGGUACAUCUACUGGACCAAUACAAAUAUUACCAAACCGUCCAUUGAAAGAGCAAGAUUUGACGGCAGUGAAAGGAAAAUCAUCAUUGACACAGAUAUCCACAUGGCAGUAAGCAUUGCAGUCGAUCAGAGGACAAGCAAAUUGUAUUGGGCGGACGAUAAAGAGGGUAUACAUUAUGCGAUCGAAACAUCCAAUUUAGAUGGAUCCGGGAGAAGAAAAGUGUUAGUGGGAACAUAUCAUCAGCCAAACGCACUGGCCGUAUCCAAAGAUUCUAUUUACUGGGUCGACUGGGGCUUUAAAUCCGUGUGGAAAAUUGAUAAAGACGCUCCGCCCUAUACGGACCCAGAAGAGAUUAUAACUUUCAACAAUGAAGUACCCUUCGGCAUAGUCGCCAAUUACGAUAUUGCGGAUCAAACAAAGGGGAUUACGGAGUGUAAAAACCUAAUGGAAUACGCACAAAAUAAGUCUCAAAUCAAUGAAUCUUUCACAAUUCCAAGUGACGCUGGAUUGUUUUGUUUGCACGGUGUCAAGAAUGGUACUGAAUGCAAAUGUUCUUUGGGGUAUUCUGGCGAUCGCUGUGAGGUGUAUUUGUGUGAAAACUUUUGCCUCAACGGCGAAUGUACGGUGACUUCAGAAGGACAGCCUACCUGCAGGUGCAAAAAUGGUUUCUCUGGAACAAGAUGCGAGGUCAACGAAUGUAAAGGAUACUGUUUGAAUGGUGGAAUAUGUACAAUGGAAAACUCAAAAAUACCUACAUGUUCAUGUAAAAAUAAUUUUGAAGGGACAAGAUGUGAGAUGAAAAAAGUAUCAAUAGUUGAAACAAUUCCCCCUGUUUUAAAGGAAACUUGCAGUUGCGAAAAAGUAAACAAGACAAACACUCAACAAGACACGCUAACAGUCAACGACGACGAGUACGUCGACUCUUGCGCAGGCUGGGAUAAUGUACGGGACCCGAUUCUCAUGGUUUUGGGGAUCCUUUGUGGGCUCCUGUGCUUGGUUUGCGCUUACCUCAUUACGAAGGUCUUGCAGUUGACGAAACGGCCAAGGAUCAAAAAGCGUAUAAUAGUAAACAAGAAUGUGACGCCUCUCACAGCUCGCCCCGACCAAUGCGAGAUCACGAUAGAAAACUGCUGUAACAUGAAUAUUUGUGAAACUCCAUGUUUCGAACCCAAAUCUACAAUAAGGCCGAGUCUAAUGAACUCAAAGCCGGGCAAGGAAGAAAAGAGAAAUCUAAUCGCCAAUAUGGAAAAUCCGGACGACAUGUAUUAACACUAGAUACUUAUUUCUGUACUUAAGUACGGUUUGGUAAAAAAUCCAAAGGUUUACCUAACAUAUUGUGAUAUUCGUUAUAGGCAAGGCGAACGUUUAUUUUAAAUUGUCGUCAAAUUGUGCUCAGGUUUGAAAAACAAUACGUGUGAAAUAAUGUUUAUAGCGACGGAACUUUUUUACUUUGUAAUAGAUGUUAUUUUUAACUUAAAAUCUGAGUACAAGCGAACUAGAUUUUAAGUUAUCAUUGUACAAUAAGAAAGUCUAAAAUGAAGUCUGUUAGUUAUUAAGUGAAAUGAUUUUGUAGAAAUUUUCUUUUUCGACCACACCGUGCCUUUCUGUAGUUGUGAUUAUUUUAUUGCACACAUAUUCAUCAAAAUAAUGCUAUUUAUUUAGCUCUCGUUGGUUGUCAAAAGAUUUAAAAAAGAAAAAUCGUUUUUUAUACACAGCUUAAAAUUUAGAGCUAUAAUCGUGCCAAAUAAUAAUUAUUUUAUUGAAUUGACAUUAAUGUAAUAAUUUCUUUUUAUUAAUUUGAUUUUAAUCAUUGAUUCAAUAUUUUGUUUCAUUUCAUCAUGUUUAAAGGGAAAUCGAUUUUAUAAGAUGAAUCAAUUCCUUUCGGUUGUAUAAAAGGCUUAACUUUACUCUUGCCUUUUUUAGUUAUUUAAGUUUGAAAACAACGACAUCUUUUAAAAGAAUUUUGUGUUCAUAUCAAUUGUGUUCUUAUAAAACUAUGAGUUGUAUGCAAUAUGUGAGCGUGCGCGAUGGGCCCUACUAUUGUAGUGCAGCUAUUUAUUAAACUUAACAAAAAAGCCUUAAUAAUAUAUAAACUUUUAUGUGCUUAGAAAACAAAAUAUGGUAUCCCUGGUACGAAGUUUUUACAACUAUUUGCUUGAAUAUGGCAAUAAAAUCUGUCAUUAUUUUGUUGCCAUAUUGCGAAGCGUACCUUAAUUUUUAAUUAGAAGAAUGCAAUAAAAUUCACGUUACUUAACAUUUAACUGUAAGGUAAAAUUAUUAUUGUAAAUCUAAGAUCAUACCUAUGAAUCAAAGCGUCUUUCUUAAAAAUAUAUAUUUUAUAUCUCAUACUAAUGAGAUACAUUUGAACUUCAUCUAAUUUGAACAUCCAUUCCAACAUUAUAUACGUUUUAUAUUAUAAUUAAUGUACUUAUACAAUUCUUUAAGAAUGUAAAAAGGAUAUCAACAUUAUUUUUGUUCUGUAUUUGCUUCGCAUAUUAGUGGCUUUAUGUAUCGAGUGAGAUUUAGUAGCGGUCCAAGGCACUUACUGUUUGUUUAUCUGUGCCUCUUUUUCCACGUUGAAAAUGCACUGAAUGUUAGUCUUGUAAUAAUUUACGUUCCUAUAAUUUUAUUUAGAUAUCUACUAAAUUAUGUAACAAAUUCAUUAUUUUUUGGCUUUUAUUUACUGAACCAUAGAUAACAUUUUACUUUUGACAUUUGAAGAUUGCCUGUCACAAAUCGAGUUUCAAGUGUAAUUUGUGAAUCUCACACAUAUAUUUAUUUUAUUCAAAAUUGAAAACGGUUGGCAAUUAUUUUUAAGUAUUAACAAGCAAAUUAUUUAUGAAAACCCAAAGACACUGUUAACCGCUAGAGGCACCUUACCAUUAUUUAUUAUUGGCAUAGACAAGCAUAGGUACUUAGUUAUGUAGUUAGAAAAUUUAUAUCAUAAUAGAUUUAGCUUAGUUCGUGGAUUAAUAAUAUCCACAUGAGAAAUGUGAUAUUAUUGAGUCUUUGUAUAAGCCUCUUUUAGAUAUAAAAAAUAUGUUUUAUUAUAAAAAUAAAGUGCUUUGCAAAGGA
Molecule: messenger RNA, 3697 nt
Organism: Colias croceus (clouded yellow)
Lineage: Eukaryota; Metazoa; Arthropoda; Insecta; Lepidoptera; Pieridae
Gene: cue
Product: protein cueball
Exons: 7
Coding region: 164-1891 (575 amino acids)
Source: RefSeq, a predicted model, not a curated record